AUGGAAGAGGCCAUCAGGGAAGAGUUCGGCGAAGACCUCGUUGUACGACCAGAAUUCCGAGUCAUUAAUGACUUGCUUCAGGAUCCCGAUGUUUCACCCACUGAGGCAGUCCAACGGCUUCUUCGGGUACGCGAGAACCUACACCAUGGACAAGAACCCCCAUCUGAAAUCGAUGGCAACCACACAUGGUUCACCAUGCUCGUGCUCGUAGAGAUCAUAAAUCUCACACCACCUGCAAAACAACGCAAGCUCGUUGAAUUCAUUGCUGAGCUUCAACGUGUUGACCUUACCGAUCCUUCUACCGGCCAGUCGCCCACGGCGAUCGAGCUGAAACUAUGGACGGAGCUUCCAUACCUCGAAUUAUACUUGGCUGAUAUGUAUGGGUUCAGAUUCAAGGCUGAAUAUGCCCGGCAGGUCGAUGAGGAUCCCCAGACGGAGUAUCCUCCAAGCAAGCUUCAGGAGUGGGAGAACCGGAAUGCUUUUAUGGCGCAGCUUACUGCGAUGGCAGCUCAUCUCCGCCACCCCAUGGAUGUAUCUCUGUAUGCUCUGUACUCGUGCCGAUCUGCAUUCGAGCAAGGGCCGCUGAUAGAGGAGGCCGUGCGCACUGCAUGUAUCUGGUAUAUCCAUGCGGGCCAGCGUGUGUGGGAGAAUUGUCAAACCGGACGGGAAUAUGGAGAUGAUGAUGAUCCGCCUCCACGCCGGCGCUUUAGUAUGGAUAAAUGGCGCAUUUGGAAAGACGGACUGAAGGCGGCACAGCUGGAGUUUCCCAGGGAAAGUACGCAGGAGAUGAUACGGACGGCGUUGGGAGAGAUGGAGAAAGCGGAGCGAGGAGAGUGAGGAUCCGGAGAAGGUGCUGGAAGAAGGUAUUCCGCUGGAUAUUAGCUCGGUAAUGAUACAAGGCUCGUCACGCCCUAAAU
Aspergillus piperis CBS 112811 is the source of this 917-nucleotide messenger RNA. RefSeq names its product DUF3632 domain-containing protein. The transcript has 2 exons. The coding region runs from base 1 to 837 and encodes 278 amino acids. Lineage: Eukaryota; Fungi; Ascomycota; Eurotiomycetes; Eurotiales; Aspergillaceae. The record is from RefSeq and is a predicted model, not a curated record.